Molecule: messenger RNA, 3871 nt
Organism: Osmerus eperlanus (European smelt)
Lineage: Eukaryota; Metazoa; Chordata; Actinopteri; Osmeriformes; Osmeridae
Gene: tfr1a
Product: transferrin receptor 1a
Exons: 18
Coding region: 155-2488 (777 amino acids)
Biological process (GO): intracellular iron ion homeostasis; iron ion transport
Cellular component (GO): external side of plasma membrane
Source: RefSeq, a predicted model, not a curated record
UGCAACCAUUUUUUUCUAUCUCAUAUAGAGCGUGUUCCAAGGUUGUGGACGCCGGUAACUGAAGUAGACGUCAAACCAACCUCGUGUGCAAGGGUACACAAUAAAGACAGCGCACGACUGGCCGUUUUUAAGAGUGGGCUACCAAGCAGCCAAGAUGGACCAAGCAAGGACGACCAUAUCCAAAAUAUUCAACGGCGAGCCCCGCUCGUACACGCGCUUCAACCUCACCCAGAACAUGGAGGGGGAGAGCAGCCAGGUGGAGAUGAAGCUCUCGUCCGACAUGGAUGAGGAGGGGGGGAACGGUGUGGACGACCACCUCAACCACAACGGGGGCAGCCGGGACCCCUACGUGGUCCGCAAGACCUCGCGCACCCCCAAGAACCUCUGCUUCCUCCUCACCACCACGCUCAUCAUCUUCAUCAUCGGCUACCUGAUUGGAUACCUGGUUCACAGGAAGAAAGAAGUGGCCAAUGACUGCCCUGCCUUUCUGCCCAGCGACCAGACGGUGUCAGAUGAUGAGCAGGUGCACGUGUUUGAGACGGGCGCGGCUCCCCUCAUGGACUGGGAUGUGGUGAACAGCCUGCUGGCUCAGAAGCUCAGCACGGAGAGCAUGGAGAAGACAUUCGGUGAGUUUGCCAGUAGCAGUCACCAGGCUGGUUCCCUGGGCGACGAGGCGCUAGGUAACCGUGUGUUGCAGCGGUUCCGUUCCGCUGGCCUGGUGACCUGGACGGACGAGCACUUUGUGACCCUGCAGCAGCUUCCAGAAGGAGCCACCAACAGGCUGGCCUUCAAGGGGAGGGAGCUGGGCACACCCAGCGGCUUCCUGGCCUACAGCCGUCCUGGGAACGUCACGGGGGCGCUGGUGUUCGCGUCGUACGGUCAAGUGAUGGACCUGAAGCUACUGCAGGACAAGGGCAUCAGCUUGGAGGGCAAGAUCCUUCUGGUCAAAACAGGGAAGAUCAGCUUCGCUGAGAAGGUAGCCAAUGCCGCCCAGCUCAAGGCCUCUGCUGUGCUAUUGUUUCCAGGCUCAGCUCAGAACAUUGGACACGACACACAGCUCUAUGGCCAUGUCCAUCUGGGGUCAGGUGACCCCUACACCCCAGGCUUCCCCUCCUUCAACCACACCCAGUUCCCCCCGGUCCAGUCCUCCGGGCUGCCUGGCAUCCUGGCCCAGACCAUCACCUCCUCCAUGGCUGAACAGAUCCUCAGGGACCUGGGGGGCGACCCCAUGCCCACGGAGUGGGGGGGGGUUAACAGUCUGGGGAACAGCGAGGACAUUGUCACCCUGGAGGUGAACAACGUGCUGGUCCAAAAGAGGAUAAACAACGUGUUCGGUCUCAUCAAGGGCUUCGUAGAGCCAGAUCGGUUUGUGGUGCUGGGGGCGCAGAGGGACGCGUGGGGUCCUGGGUUUGCCCAGUCCACCGUGGGCACCAGCGUUCUGACGGAGCUGGCUCGAUCCAUCUCCGCCAUGAUGGCCGAGGAUGGCUUGAAGCCCAGGAGAAGCAUUGUGUUUGCUAGCUGGAGCGCUGGUGAAUACGGUAGCGUUGGCGCCACCGAGUGGCUGGAGGGUUAUCUGACCUCGCUCAGCAUGAAGGCGUUCUCUUACAUCAACCUGGAUGGAGUUGUGACUGGUGGGGGAGGUUUCAAGGCCUCUGCCAGCCCUCUGAUGCACAAGCUGCUCCAGAGCACCCUGAAGGAGGUGACGAUGGGAAGUGACUCCAGCAGCACCAUCUACUCCAAGGUGGCCAAGACCAACUGGGAGGCGUCUGUGCUGGAGCCCAUGAGGAUGGAUGAUUGUUCCUAUCCCUUCCUCACCACCUCUGGAAUCCCCUCCAUCUCAUUCCGCUUCACUGCCAACUCUGAGGCCUACCCUUUCUUCGGCACCCUGCUGGACACGCGUGAGAAGCUGUCCUCUGAGACGUCAGGUCAGGCUCCUCGUCUGGCCGUGUCGGCGGCGCAGGUGGCGGGCCUGAUGACGCUGAGGCUGGUGCACGACCACCUGCUGCGCCUGGACGUGGACAAGUACCUGAGCACGCUGCGCAUGCAUGUGGCUAACAUCAACCGCCGCUUCUACAAAGUGCAGAAGAUGGACCCCUCCCCCCUGCCUAAGGACAUGAGUGUUCAGUGGCUGAGCUCUGCACUGGGCUCGUUUGCGCGAGCGUCUCGCAGCCUGGCUAACGACAUCCAGAACAGCGACAUGAACGAUGUGGGCAUGUGCCGCAGCAUCAACGACCGCAUCAUGCAGGUGGAGAGAGACUUCCUGUCCCCCUACGUGUGUCCCAGGGAGACCCCGUUCCGUCACAUCCUGGUAGGCUCCGCCCCCCACACUCUUCAGGCCCUCUGGGCCCACCUGGAUUCCCUCAAGUCCCGCGUCCCCGAAGCCGACUCCGACGACUUCAGGGUGAAGUUCGCCCUGGCCACCUGGACCAUCCAGGGCUGUGCCAACGGCAUGGCCGGAAACGUGUGGUCCAUCGACAACGAGAUCUAGAUCCAAGUGCUGGGCAGGACGGUGUGGGUUAGGUCAAAGGUGAAGCCGUCCUGCUCCCCUAGCGACCGGUGUAAGGAGUUAAGUUUUUAGUUUAGGUGUUAACUGUCAGUUAUCUACAAAGGCAGAAAUACUAAAUGAAAAUAUUUCUAAUCCGCCCCUCUUGGGAGGGUAAGGUGCUGAUGAAUAAUUACUUUCCUGAGAUUCGACUGCCUUAUAUACUCCAAGGUCAUUGUUUUUUUCAAAAAUAUUUGUUUUCUUAUUUGAUACGUUGGUGCUAACGACUACAAACUACAUCAAUGGCUGACGGCUUGUCACAUUACCACUGAGCCUUGUGCUUUCGGGCAUUUUGACUGUGGUCCAAUAGAUUAUGCAGUUCAGAACAAUAUUCCCAGGGUUGAGCUUGAGCUCACUCCUCCGUCCAGUAAGGGAGUUGACUUUGGUUUGUUAAUCGUGAAACAUCAUAGAUCGAAGAAGAACAAAAUCAUAGUCACGAAAUUCAGAAAAACCUUGUUAUUUUUACACUUUGUUACAACAAAAUGUUAUGUUGUCUGGCAAAGACAAGAGGCCAAACCAGGAACAGUAGUUCAGAUCAGAAAGUCACAAAAAAUUGAUCUACAGUAUAUUCACUUAGACAAUCAGGUAUUUCUAUUCCUUGGUUCUACUAUCGCACCUGUUGUUCUCAGUCUGUUGUGUACACAACACUAUACAAACUAUUUUAUACUCCACUAAACAUUACAACAAUGUUUAUUAUGCUAUACGUAAUAAUACCCUGAUAUAUAAUUAUUAUAAUAAUUGUAAUUGCCAUCAUAAUUAUUAUUGUAAUUGAUAUUGAUGUCAGAUAUUCAUAGCAGUCUCAGUGACAUUAUUUAGCUGUCUGAAGACCACCUGCUGACCUGAACACACCUGACCUGAACACCUGACAGCAGAGGGGGUGGUCUCCCUCCAGGUGUGGCACUGAAAGGACAACUAUUUAUUUACUUAUUUAUUUAUCAGUGACAGGGUUCACUAUAAAUAGCAUUUGUUUUUUUACGCCUUUUUUAAAGAUAUGUAUAAUUAUCGGGAGCAGUGCCUUCCAUAAUUAUGACAGUUAUACUGUCGAAAUGACUACAGCAGCAUCUGCUAUGGGAGGUUGUUACUUGCCGGUACCCCACAGCUGGUCUCGUUAAGACCCUCCACUUCCAUCCUUCCUUCCUCCCUUCUCUUGUUCCCACUUCCUUUGCUCCUUCCUUCUCUCCUCCCUCCCUCCCUUCCUUCUCUCCUCCCUCCUUUUCUCUUUCCUCGAGGCAGCCUAAGUUCGGAUCACACGCCUGGAUAGGUUAAAGCAUGUGCCCUUCCCACACUACCAAUACCUACCCAGCCGUAUCCAAUCAGGAAGAGAGGAGG